Sphaerodactylus townsendi is the source of this 2717-nucleotide messenger RNA. RefSeq names its product zinc finger protein RFP-like. The transcript has 7 exons. Gene Ontology annotation, molecular function: zinc ion binding; protein binding. The record is from RefSeq and is a predicted model, not a curated record. NCBI's taxonomy places the organism in Eukaryota, Metazoa, Chordata, Lepidosauria, Squamata, Sphaerodactylidae. Bases 38 to 1585 code for a protein of 515 amino acids.
UUAGCAACCUUGCUCGGUUCUGAGCAGGCGGGAAAUCAUGGCCGCGUUGGAGCAGCUCCAGUCUGAAGUGGCCUGUUCGCUUUGCUUAGAGGAUUUCAAAGAGCCGGUGUCCAUCUCCUGUGGGCACAAUUUCUGCCGCCCCUGCAUCAAGCUGUGCUGGGCAAACGUGGAGGGGAACUUCUUAUGUCCUCAAUGCCGGGAAACGAUCCCAGAAGGAACCUUCAGGCCCAACAGGGUUUUGGGGAACAUAGCGGAGUUGGUGAAACGUCUGCAAUCGGAGGCAGCAGCAGCAGCAGCCACGCCCGUAGGAAAUGCAAUCUGUGCGAGGCACCAGGAGCCCCUGAAACUUUUCUGCCAGCAGGAUGAGGCCCCCAUCUGCGUAAUCUGCAGGGAAUCCCGCAUCCACCAGUCCCACAAAGUGCUUCCCAUAGAAGAGGCUGCCAAAGAUUACAAAAAACUAAUCCAGUCUGAACUCCAGGAACUGAAGAGGGAGAGGGAGAAUGCCAUAUCAAGGCAGCCACAAGACGGGCUUACUAUAAAAGAGCACCUGGAGAAUUUAGACACAACACGGAAGAAAAUUACCUCCCAAUUUGAACUGCUGCAUCAGUACUUUGAGGAAAUGGAGCAGCUUCUUCUGGACCAGUUGGAUGAAAUUGAGAUGGAGGUUCAGAAAGGGCAGAAGGAAAGCAACAUCAGAUUCUCAGAGGAAAUUUCCAUUCUUGGGGACCUGAUCAGUGAGAUGGAGGAGACAUGUCAGCAGUCAGCAAGUGAAUUCCUGCAGAGUGUCAAGAAUGUAUUCAGCAGAUCUAAUAAGGAAGAGCUCCAUCUGCCUGUGGAGAUUUCGCAAGACCUAAAAGAAAAACUCAGUACAUUUGACAAGAAAAAUGUUUCCUUAGAAAACAUUCUGAAGAAAUUCAAAGAUUCUGUGACAUUCGAACUGCAGGAAAAAGGAGAGGAUGUGUCUUUGACAACAGGCGUGCAGACAGUUCAGAAGUGUUUAUUCUUGCAGGAGGAGGAUAAGACUCUCCCGAGCUGUGUUUCCACACUGAAUCCUGCAUCUCCAGUAGAAGACGUGACCCUGGAUUUGGACACAGCAGGCCCUUACCUCAUCCUGUCCGACAAUGGGAAAAGUGUGAAGUUGGGAGAUAGACGCCAGAAACGUGCCAAGUCUCGGGACCGAUUUGACGUGUACCCCUGCAUCUUAGGCCGUGAAGGGUUUCACUCUGGGAAGCACUGUUGGGAGGUACAGGUGGUCGAAGGGGGGUGUUGGGCCGUGGGCAUGGCCAGAGAAUCUGUGAAGAGGAGGAGAAAGUUCAACUUCCGGCCUGAAGAGGGAAUUUGGGCUUUAGAGCAUUUAGGGAACGAUCAUUACCGAGCUCUGACCUCCCCUCCCACAUCACUGCCCCUGAGCAAGAUGCACCAAAAGGUACGGGUCUGCCUAGACUAUGAAGCAGGUCAGAUAGCAUUUUUUGAUGCAAAGAAGGAUACUUGGAUCUUUACAUUCCCAUCAGUUUCUUUUGAAGGAGAAAGAAUCUAUCCCUGGCUGUGGGUGGGGCGGAGAUCACAGCUUAGACUUUGCCCCUAAAGUGGCACAUAUCUUUUACAAACGGGCCAAAUAAUGAAACCAAGAUGAGUUGUCAUUUUGUCCAGACAAAUUUCAGAAUAAAAAUAGUUUGGAUUUAUACUCCCAUCUUUUUCUUCUGUAAGGGGACUCAAGGCGGCUUACAAACUCCUUUCCCUUCCCCACGACAAACACCUUGUGAGAAAGGUGGGGCUGAAAAGAGUUCAGAGGUAACUGACUAGCCCAAGAUUACCCAGCAGGCUUCAUGUGUAAGAGUGUGGAAACAAAUCUAGUCUCCCAAAUCUAGUCCCGCUACACCACACUGUAAUAUCACUACAUACUGAGCUUAAAAUAUUCUAGUUGUUUCUAAGAACCUGAAAGGUACCAUACUGCAGCACACCUCUGGCACAUCUGUUUCAGCAUUGGAUUCAAAGAGUGGCCAACUCAAUGGCCUAGAGGGCAAAGACCCAGAUAUUGCCCUUUCCCCCAGUAUUCAGAGGAUAUGAGUGUGCAUAAAGUACCGUCAAUUUGAAGCCGACUUAUGGCAACCCAGCAGAGUUUUCAAGGCAAGAGACUGAUAAAGAUAGUUUGCCAUUGCCUUCCUCUGCAUGGUGUCUGCAGUAUUUCUUCUUGGGUCGAUUCCCCACUUCAAAAUUGAAAGUAGAUUCAAACCUGUUUCAUAUGAAUCAGGAGCUUUUGAGCACGGAUUCAUGCUCCCCAUUUGGAGCGAUGAGCACACAUCUAAUGGUGAGUGGGGAAUCGACCCUGGUCUCCCGCCCAAAUACCAACUAGGGCCAACCUUGCUUAGUGAGAUCCGACGAGAUCAGGUUAGCCUGGGCCAUCCAGAUCAGGAUAUUCAGAGGUUUACUAGCUCUCGUUAUGGAGGUUCCUUCCAGCGACCAUGGCUGAUAGUCACUGAUGGACCUAUCCUCCAUGAAUCUGUCUAGUUCCCUUUUUAAAACCAUCUGUGAUCAUGGCGGUCACCAUAUGUACUGGCAGAGAAGCGCUCCCACACCAAGCUCCGGACUUCUCUUCAGUAAUCUACCUGUCUAAGUUAUCAGCCCUCUGACUGAAGAGAGAACGCUCCCAUUUCAACACAGCCCUGUGGUUAGUAAUUAAUGCACUGUUAAUGGUUAAUGAACUCUUUUGAAGCAAA